Salvia splendens (bonfire salvia) is the source of this 993-nucleotide messenger RNA. RefSeq lists its product as uncharacterized. The transcript has 2 exons. Gene Ontology annotation, molecular function: catalytic activity. Bases 1 to 993 code for a protein of 330 amino acids. The record is from RefSeq and is a predicted model, not a curated record. NCBI's taxonomy places the organism in Eukaryota, Viridiplantae, Streptophyta, Magnoliopsida, Lamiales, Lamiaceae.
AUGGAGCAGGAUCGGCUCCUGGAUAAAAGGGGGACAGGUCUGGAUCUUGCAGGGCUGGUGGAGGAGAGGAUUUGGAUUUUUGCAGCGGAGGGUUUUGAGGUGGAUGGGUGGGAUGAAUCUAAGCAGGUUCUACAUGCGAGGUUUGAGACACCCCUGUUGCUGGUACCCUUCUUUGUUUCUGUGGUGUAUGGUAAAUGCUUUAGGGAAGGCAGAUUAGAGAUGUGGGAUAAACUUUGGGAAAUUGCAGCUAGUUUGGAUGGGUUGCCUUGGCUAGUUGGAGGUGAUUUUAACACUUUUGUAUCUGAAGAGGAGAGACAAGGGGGUGUGAGGAAGAGAACGAGAGAAAUGUUGGACUUUGCCGAGGCCAUCAGCGACUGCCAACUCCUAGAUGUGGGAGCUGAUGGACCCAAGUUCACAUGGGCACGAGGGAACGUUUUUGAGAGGCUAGAUAGAGUUCUUCUGGGUGAGGGAUGGGCGAACAUGUUUGAGUCUACCCGUGUUUCAAACCUUCCCAGGAUCUUAUCUGAUCAUUGCCCUCUGUUGGUGGAGGCCCGACUUCCGGAGCCACGUGCUAAACCUUCCUUUCGAUUUCAGAACAUGUGGGUAAGACACCACUUGUUCCUUAAUGAGGUUGAUAGAUGCUGGAGGGAGGGAACAGGUACAAGAGGAAUGAUCAAUAUGCAGAUUAAACUGAGCCGGCUGAAAAGUAGUUUGAAAAUCUGGAAUCGAGUAAUUUUUGGUAAUGUCUUUGAAGGGCUGAAAAAGGCGGAAGUAGAGGCUAAAGAAGCCAUGGAAAGGUAUGAGCAUGACUCUUCUCUAGAUUUGCGCUCUGAAAUGAAUAGGUCGACGGCUAAUUUUAUCUUGAAGCUUAAAAUGGAGGAGGAUUAUUGGCGGCAGAAGGCAGCACUUAAAUGGGUGGCGGAGGGAGAGAGGAACACAAAAUUUUUCCAUGGAUGGGUAAAGCAAAGAGAAUUAAAUCUAGAAUCCAUAUGA